CAAAGCUAUCAUGCCAUAUCUGCUUGAGAAGUACGGAAAGAACGAGUCGCUCUACCCAAAGGACAUCAAGCAGAGGGCAAUAAUCGACAGGGCCUUGAUGUUCAAUGCCAUCACAUUUACACCUAAGGUUUACGGAGUGUUGCUACCAAGACUGGCUAAAAACGAGGUUUCUGAGGAGGCAGAGAAGGAGUUUAAAGAAAAAGCAAUGGACAAACUCAAUCGGGACCUGGAAGGAAAACAGUUCAUCGCGGGAGACAACCUCACGAUCGCCGACUUUGCUUUCUGGGGGCUGAUCACUCUAUUAGGGCUCUUUGAUAUUGAUACAAGUCCUUGGAGUAACAUAUGCUCUUGGGCAGAGCGCAUGAAGGCGUUACCUUAUUAUGAAGAGUGCCAUAAAGAGCUCUUUGAAUUCUGGGAAGAAAUGAAAAAGGUGGAAUCUUAAAUGACUUGACACAAAGAACUAGCAAAGUACAUGUACCACGAGAGUGACGAUGGAGCAUGAACAAGGAACAACUGAAAGAACCAUUUUGUUAUAUUUAAAAAGGACUAAAAAUUACUCUUUUCAAGAGGAAAGUGUGCUUCCUUCAAGAUCUGCAUCGUCCUGUAAACAUGUUAUCUGUGAUCAGACUGAUAUCUUAUAUGCGAUGCUAAACCUUAAAAAGACUCAUUUUGUAUUCUCGAGGAUAUAUUCUUUAAUAUA
This is a messenger RNA of Lingula anatina, 700 nucleotides long. RefSeq lists its product as uncharacterized. Gene Ontology annotation, molecular function: glutathione transferase activity. Lineage: Eukaryota; Metazoa; Brachiopoda; Lingulata; Lingulida; Lingulidae. Gene Ontology annotation, biological process: glutathione metabolic process. The record is from RefSeq and is a predicted model, not a curated record.